CAAAAAUCAAAAGGAAGCUACUGAAGAAUAAUUUCGCGUGUAUAGAAAAGAAAUUUUUUAUUAGUCCGCGUUCGAAUCUCCGCUAAUGAGCAAGCAUAAAAUUUCGUUCUUCGAUUCGUUGUUAUGAAUCGCGUAGGUUCAAGGAACCAAGCGAUUUCAGGAGCUGAAAUGGUUGACAUCAAAAGCCUGAGUCUUGUUUACAUUCUGGAGAAGAAACAACGCGUCCAUGAAAAAUCAUAUGGAUGUCCUUUCGUCCUUGAAGAAUGAAAGCAUCCGUAGCCAGGAGGAUGAGGCUUUGAUCGAUUGGGGUAUCACGGAUACAGAAGCCCCAAACCACAUUUUAUAUACUACUGUCCGUAAUUUAAUUAAAAUUACUAGCACCUUCCCGUCGGUCGGAGCCGACCUUAUUAUUCUUAUCUACCAUGUAGUAUUGCUAUUCCUCUAUUUAUAUUAAAAGUGUGUAGUACCUAAAAUUUUUAAACACGCGAGUUAUCUUCGGUCUGCGUACGAUCAACUUUUUUUCCUUUAUUUUCACCAUGCUUAAUUCUGGCUAUAUAAAACACAAUAUUGCCGACGACGAACCAAGUGAUUCGGAAUGUAUGGAGAACAAUUGUCAAUACAGUUUCCGUCGUUCAGUCGAAAGUGUUCCAUGGAAAGCCACGUACUCGUAAAAAUAUAUGGUACCGUACCGAAGAGGAUGUUUUUUUUUUUUUUUUUUCAAUUUUAUAAAUCUAUCUCAAUAAUUUUAAUCUUCUAAUUUUAUAAAGCGAAACCCAAUAUACACGGAAAAGCCUGUGAUUGAACCUGACUCCGAGAUUUAGCUCCUUUUUAUGCCGUAUUAAAAUUUGAGAUUUUUAUUUAAUAUUAUUUGAUGAAAUUCGGUACUUAACUGCUGAUGAUAAUGAGCAACAAUAUAGUAAUAGAAAAAUAUACAUUUUUUGUUUAGAGUACGUGAAAAACUGGAUAUGUAGAUGUCAAAUGUUUCUUUCUCUGACAUACAAGCGUUCGUAAACGUUAAAAUAUUUCUAUUAAUACAUGGGAUACAAAAAUGAAUGGAGAUUGAAUCAUUGAACCGAUCAUCAGAAAAUCCUCAAACUCCAUCACGCGUACGUUAUAAUGGAUUUUUUUUUUUAAUAUUCUAAAAAUGGACUAUUUUCUCUUAAUGACGCCUUGAAUAUUUCCUGAUUCGAAUCCAAUUCGGAGGUAAAUAUCAGUUUGAUCGCCUUCGCAGAACAAUUGAAAUGAGUGAACAUUAUUUUCAUUCAUUAUUGGCAGAUUCUACGGUAAAUGAUCACAAUUUCAAAAGCGUCGGGAGCAAGUCUCGGGACAUCGCAAAUUCCGAUUUCGCAAACGAACACUUAGGAUUCGUAUUGCGAAAAUUGUUUUAUGAAAAUUCAUAAGAUCUUCAAUUAAAAUAUGUAAAAUGUUUCGUUACACGCUGCGGCUAAUGAAAAUAUUUUGUUUUCUUUCGAGCGUGUUUAUUAUGUAAUAUUUUUUAGUUUUACUGGUGUGCGUCGUCGACCAGUUGAUCAUCGUUCUAUUGUUCACCGGCACAGUUUGUACGGUAUAUAGGUAUAUAGGGUCGUCGCGGUUCAAUGGAAAAAGUGUUUUGGAAAAAGCAGAAGCGGCGGAAGGGGGGGGAGAGAGAGAAAUAAUACGCGGCAGGGGCGUGCGACGACGAUGCGCUUGCGCCUCGUAAAACGAUUGUACAUAUAGCACAAGGUGGUAUAAGAGCGUUAUUCGUGCGGGGUGUCCGGGCGAAAUCCGAAUUCGUUCACCUCGUCUCUCACAUAUUCUAUUCCGUGAAGCUGCGGUGUAGUUUUUUAGCCCGAGUCCGCAGUUCGGUUGCGCGUUGUGAGUCACAGUUAGUUAUAAGGAGACGAGCCGCCGGAGAACACAACCAUCGAUCGACCGAUAAACACAUGCCAAAAAGCUCGUAAAAUAAAAAUAAAAAAAAAAAAAAAAAAAAAAAAAAAACUCGUCGCAUCUUAGAACGACGCUUCACGACUUUUCAAUCGAAACGUUUGUUUUUUUAUUCCUGUAUUUUUCCAUUCCGAAUCGUCUUCCAAUUUCUUGGCAAUAUUAUUUCCGUGUCGUUGAAGGAAAAACAGGAACAGUGUGAAAAAUUGUCGUUUGAGCUGAAAAAAGUACGAGUGAUAGUGAAAAAAAAAACAGCAGUCGCGGGAGUAUUUGCGAUCACCGCACCCUUGGUGCUUUUGUGUAAUUUAAAAAAUGGUAGAACAAACGAAAUAGUAACGGGAAAAAGAAUAAAAAUAGUAAGGCGCAAGCAGGAUAUCGUAGAAUAAUAGUUUCGAAGAAUUUUGUGAAUUCGAAGAGCCGAAAAAUAAGAGUCACGUGGACGGGCAAUGAAUAACAAGAAUUGUGAUGGCGGCUCGUACCGGUAAUCGCUAUAUUUGUUGUUCGAGUUGUCACCGAUUGGGAGGAAGAAUAAAUUCGGAAAAUUGCCUUGGUUCGUUUACUACCACGGGAACCUGAAAUAAUUCGCGUCUUUCGAAUUAGACUCUCGUUACGGCAAUGAAUUCGCGCACAUGAAAUUGAUCGCCCACAAUUUACGAUGAAGAACUGCGAGUUUUGAGGUAGAAAUUGCAGCAUAGAUUAACAGAGAAGAUAAGGAAAAGAAAGCAUUUUUCGUGGUUCGAGAGAAGACUUCUGGUCCUUUGGUUAUUUUCGAGCACGAUGAUUCCGAUCGUGAUUCGAGUAUGAAUAUCACGAUGGCGGGAAGUUUAUCAGCGGUGGCGUCGGCUGUAACGAAGACAGCGACGACUACGUCAACGAUUAGCACACCGGUGACAACAACUGGGGGAACGGAACGAGGAUUAGAUUUAACGAGCACCCUCGCUGGUCUACUCGAAAUGGGCGUGGGCGUUGCGGUGGAUCGAACAAAAAAAACGUUCGCCGAUGAUCUCGACGUUUCACCGGUGACCUUGUCAUCGGAUUGGUCGAGAGUCGCUCGUCUUUUGCUCUUAGCGUCGCUCGCCGUGGUCGGUAGCGUUGGCAAUGUUUUCAUGAUAUCCGCAGUUAUGGUCGAGGAUCAUUUGAAAAAGCGAGGAAACGCGUUCCUGGUGAAUGUCGCUCUGGCCGAUUUGCUAGUUACGGGUUUGGUAAUACCAGCCUCGGCCAUCGUGAUCCUUGCCGGACACGAGGAGUCCUUGUCAACCUGUAGAUUCGAAUGGACACUCGAGGCACUUUGUUUUCUCGUGACGAUUCUCACUCUGGCGACUAUAGCGAUGGAAAACUACGCGAGAUUGUGUCUACCGGCGGAGAGUUAUGCGGCUCUGACAACGAGCCGAGUGACGGCAACGACGAUGGUCGUUUGGGCGAUAGCGGGAACGGCGGUUGGAUUGCAAUCGUCCCUCGAUCUUGGACCAGAUUUUUGUAGGCGUCGCUUCAACGGGAUCGCGACCCAACAGAUCGUCGGCGUUUCUAUUUUGGUAGUUUUUCCGGCCCUCGUUACAAUAUUCGUUUACACGAAGCUGGUGAUACGCGUACGUCGGGCUAUCGGAGGAUCGUUCAAACCCCCGAUAGCCUUCUCCUGGGAUUACUCCUUGACCAAAACCAACAUAUGCAGCUUCGUGCUUUUCGCCGUCUUUUGGCUACCGUUUGGCAGCGCGAUUUGCCUUAGCGCCGUACGACCCGUCAGUGCUCGAGUCUUGUACAAUCUCGCCUGGUUCGCCCUCUGUAAGUCUUGUUUCAACAAUUUGCUAUAUUGCGUCGCCGAUCGACACUUUAGAAACGCAUACGUCAAACUCUUUCAUUAUUGCUGUUGCAAAACUACGGUCAGCUUCUCGCGCAGACCUCGAGGCGAAGGCACUCGAUCUUCCGGUGAUGUCAAACUUAGGGUUCACAUUAUUCACUCCUAUGCCAGUCCAGCUUCCUGCAGACCCACCGUCGCUCGAGUCAAUGGUCGCGAUGGCUACGAACUCUAAUUUAUUCCUCUUUUAUUUAUUUUUCCCCUUCGCUAUAUACAUGCUUCCGCCGCGUUCCGCAGUUAUAUUAUUCCCCCUCUUCUUCCUCGGCCCAUUAUAUUCGCGGCGCCUUUCCAUUCUUUUCAAAUUUUAGUCCGCCUCAGGACUACAUGUUCCCAACAUUUUUCAUCAUUUCAAAAACACACUGCACGACUUUUUUCCCAAAUUUUCGCUUCGUAUACAAUUCUCAUAUAGUAUUCUGAUUCGCGCAUGAUUCUAUAUAUUCAUUUUUAACAAAUUUAUAUUUCCUCCAAGUAUUUUGCGCGAAAAAUCAAACAUUCAGUUUAUUUUACUCAACGAUCGAUCGCUCGGAAUUUCCUUUUCAACAACAAAAGUUCAACGAAUCUUCUCAUUCCGUCCAUUAUCGCAAAAUACGCAAAUUAGUUUUUUAUUGCUCUUCCACAUUUUUUAUAUAUACCUAUAAUUAUCGAACCGAGUCACAAAAUCUUGAUUCGUUCGUAAAUCUUUUAUUCGCGUUCGAACUUUCCGAGAAAGAUUUAAUAAAAAAAAAAAAAAAAAAAAAAAAAACAUUGCGAGCAAUCGUUUUUUAUAACGCGAUUGGUAUAUGAGUGCGAGUGUCGCGGAAGUUAUAUAUUCAUACAAGUUAUUUUCCGAAAGUCACGCUCGUUUUCGCGCGUCAAAUCGUUGAAGAAUAAUCACUUUUUUUGAAAUUUUGUGUUUGAAAACAAUAUAAAUAUCAUACAAUAUAUAAUCGAAAAAAUCGCAAGUUGUUUGGAGAAACGUGACUGCACGACUCGCGAUAAAAAAAUGGUAGAUCAAUGUGUAGGUAUUGAACGUCGAGCAGUGUAUUAUACAUGCCUUCUGUCAAACUGUGAUGACAUUCUCUCGAAAAAUUAAUCCUUCAUGAUAUAUGUAUAUAUACUUGAUACGUAUUUGUUAUUUUUCAAAUAGCUUCAAUGAUCGUCGAUCGAUGACGAAUCGUCUAUAUUAAAUUCGUUUAAUAAAUUUUCCUCUUUUAGUCAUUACGAGACUCUCAAAUAAAUACACCAAUGCGAGUUUCGUGUAAAUCGUAAAUUUUAUUCAAACGAUGCGAAUACGAUCGGUUUUAUUAUUUUGAAUUUUUGUCUUGUGAGAAGAAAAGCGCACCGAUUUUGAGACUGAUAUACUCUCACGCACUAUUACACGGAUUAUUGUAUCGAGUAUUAUAAAAAUCGAUAUAUGUGUAAAUAGUACAUAUAUACAUAUGUAUUAUGGUGUUUUAGUCGUCCAUACAAAGUCUGGUGUUCGUUCGUCGAUUUUUUCGUACAAGUAGAUAAACUCGUAUAAAUGUUUGUGUGAAAAAAAUGAUGAAAUUCAGAUACAUGGGACCACGAAGUUUCAAACUCUCUCGAGUCUAUGAAAUUAAUAAUAUUAUUCCUAUCAUGGGAUUUUAUGUUGUUAUUAUUAUUAUUAUUGCAAGGGACUCUCGAUAACGCGCAUGUUACCUCUCGGCAUCGUUAAUUCUUCAAAUCGUAACUCUUUCGCAGUAUUGCGACAUGUUUUUUUUUUUUUCAUAUUUAUCGCGGCUUUCGUCAUCCUUUUUAUUUAUUUCUCCCCCACAUUUUUCAGCAAUACUUCUUUCUAUAUUCGUUUUAUUUUUUGUUCGAGUUGAGGGAAGAUAAUUAGAGUCGAAGGAGCAUGCACGCGAGCAUAGUUGUACAUAUCAUAGGCGAAAAAUAGUACGUAUAUAUCCGUAGGUCGUUGUAAAAAAUGACAGCAAAAACAAGAAUUGCAUUGUACGAUGGCAUAUGCAUUUUGUAAAAUUAAGUUUACGUUUUAUGAAUACAUGUAGGUACCGAUACGCAUUUAUCAAUAUAGUAGCGGAUAUAUGCGUGUAUAUAUAAUGAUAGCAGAUCGAAAAAAUUGUAUUUUUGUUAGAUUUCUAUAUUAUAUUUAAAAGUCGAAAGUUUAUUUUGUUUGUUUUUCAAGUAAUUUAGUUUGAAAGUAGAAUACCCCGAGAUCUGGUGCGCACGUGUGUGUGUGUGUGGGUGGGUGGGUGUGUGUGUGUUCGCGUGUGCGCGUGGUACCUACAAUUAUUAAAAUAAUCAUUUCCAUCAAUAUUAUAUAUAUAUAUAUCGAACGAAUCGAUUAACUAUUUGAUUUUGUAACGGUAUCGCUCCGACAGCAAUGUUUUGUUAGCCAUACGCGCGCGGCUCUUGGAUAUUUCGAAAAUGCCUAUAACAACGAGCUUCGAAAAACAGUGAAAAUUCGUGCUUCCGCGACUAUUUAUGGAAGGUUUGUUUCUUCCUCCGACAAACUCAAUGAUGGAAGAGCACAAAUAAUGUCCGCUGCUAUCUUCAUGAUCUUUACCUCUCUUAUUCGAGUAGCGUGUGGUUGAGCUCGUUUGCUAAACGCUUAAACAUUCCGAUAUUAUAAUAGAGCGAGUUCGGUAUUAUUUGAAUAAAGUAUUAUUUAAGAGGAUCAUGAGCGCGCGCAUUUUCGCCAAUUUACCAAACAGAGAUAUGAGUCUCAUUAUUUAUCUGUUUUUUUCGAACGACGAAUCUUUGAAAUCGUUGUAUCUAUUUAUAUAUACCGAGGCAACUCCCGAGGACCACGAACUCACAAUAAUAUUUGGACGUAAACAAAAUCAAUGAUGCUGCAAACGCAGAACGAAAAAUCAUAUAAUAAAAUAGAAAAUUCUAAAUGUAUGCGAGUGUUUAAUCCGUGUCGUUUUCGCUGUUGUUCCACGUGAAUAAAACAAAAAAUGUACGAAUCUUUCGUAAAACGUGCUAAUAACUGAACUGAGGAUAAAUGGACGUGGAAAAAAAAGGAACAAAAAAAAAGAGAGAGAGAGAGAGAGAGAGAGAGUAAAAAAACAGCGGUCGAAAUCCGCGUUAUGUGUCUAUUUAAAUAAAGUGGCUGUUCAAAAAAAUAUCAAUACGAUAAUAUUUGUAAUCCAUAUAAAUAUAGUGGAAUAAUUGUUUUUAUUUGUUUCGUCCAAAUGUAAAAAAAAAAAAAAAAAAAAAAACGUGCAUUUCCUUGAACGUGCGAGGAAAAUACGAAUUUGUUGUUAUAAAUUUGAUACGAAAGAAAAUGUAUCACGCGUCGCGAGACUCGUUUCUACGUUUCUUACUGUUUAUUAGCAAUAAUUAUUUCUUAUAUGUAUCAUUGAUUGCAUUGGAUUGUAGUGAGAAAAUAGAAAAUCCAUAGACGAAACAACAAAUAUGUAAAUAGUAGAAUGUAGAUGGUAGCCAUUUCGCAUAAACGAGAGGGAAGAAAAAAAUUUGGGAUUCCGAAAGAUUGAAAAAUACUCAAAAUUAUGAAUACUAACUAUACAUUUUCUAAAAAAAAAUCUUAUACGUGUUGAAUAUUUUAUUGUGAUAAUCGUGUAAAUGGGAAAGAAAUAAAAUGUGUUUCGAUCGAAA
This is a messenger RNA of Venturia canescens, 7351 nucleotides long. RefSeq names its product melatonin receptor type 1B-A-like. The transcript has 5 exons. NCBI's taxonomy places the organism in Eukaryota, Metazoa, Arthropoda, Insecta, Hymenoptera, Ichneumonidae. The record is from RefSeq and is a predicted model, not a curated record. Gene Ontology annotation, molecular function: G protein-coupled photoreceptor activity. The coding region runs from base 2721 to 3947 and encodes 408 amino acids. Gene Ontology annotation, cellular component: plasma membrane. Gene Ontology annotation, biological process: cellular response to light stimulus; G protein-coupled receptor signaling pathway; phototransduction.